UAAACAGAAAAUAAUACAUUUAAUUUAAGGUCAAGCGGUCAAUCAGUUUAUUCGAAGCAGCUUGGGCCUUGGAGACUCUGGAGUUUCAAAAUGUCGUCGUUCUCAGCCCUCCAUGAACGAUUAGUCCAGUUAAAAGAGCCUAUAUUGGACUCUCUCGCCAGAACGAACUACACGCCACCGGAAAGCACCAACGUCUCCGUCAAAUCCACACUGGACUCUCUUCUCUCCGGCAAAAUCCCUAACCCAAAAUCCGACAUUCCCGAACACCAGUUGUUCACUUCGAUCACGAACUUCUCCUUAGCAUGUGCCUUAUUAGCCUCGUCUCAGUCCUCUGGCCACGAAUUGCUCUCGUGGAUCCCGAAGAACCUCUCGAUUUUGGCGGAGAAUGCGUUUGAUGAGCUAUCAAGAGCAUAUGUUGGUGUUUUAGGUGAGAGAAAUGAGAAGAAGAUUGGUGAUUUGGGUCUGGAAUGUGAAUUGAUAUCUGUUGAGAAGAGGUUGGUGGUGGAAUUGAUGCCUGAGGUUUUCCCUUUGUUGAAGGAGAGGAUUAAGGAGAGUUCCAUUGACAAAAGUGAUGAAGGCGACCAUUUUUCAGCAGCAUCAGCCAAGGCUCCUGUUGGGUACGCUGUACUCGCUGCUUAUCAGUUUAGAUGGUUUGUUACUCAGGUUGAAUAUCCUCAUUUGGGCAAGUUGUGUGCUUUGGUGAUUCCCUGCGCAUUGACAACUCUAGAUCACUGGUCACCUGAGGUGAAAGGCCAGGGCAUGAUCAGCUUCACUCAUCUUGCAAAAAAUGUUAAUUCUGCUGAGCUUGGCUGGUAUGAAGAUGUAAUUCUAGAUGCUUGUUGCCAGAAUAUUGCUUGUAGUGAUGAGAUAUGGCACCAUGUGGUUGAGAUGUCAGUACUUCUUGUUACUUCUAUCCAGAGGAAUGACCCGCGAAGCUCUUGGUUCGAAAGGAUAGUGAAUGAGAUGUUGGGUCACUUAGAACGCCAACCAAGGAACAAAGAGCGUCGUGUUAUAUGGCUUCGAUAUGUUGAACCUCUUCUUAAUGGUCUUGGUCUUGUGUUAUUAGCUCACUUUAGGCGAUUUUUUCCACUUUUCAUCAAGUGGAUGCAUGAUGAUGACGAUGAAACUGUACUACUGGUUCUGAAACGGAUGAAUGCACUUUUCAGGUUAACAUGGAUAAGGAAUACACCUUUUAUUGAAAGAGUGGUGGAUGAACUUGCUGUGCUGUAUAAAGAGGCAGCUAUGAGAAGGGCGCGUGAAGACAUUAGGGUUGCUGUUCUUCAGAUAUUGACCUUGCUGCAGCAAUGCAAAGGCAAGCAAUUUGAAGCAGCAUGGGACAAGCACAGGGAUGAUUUAGACUUGAUGAAUCUGAGUCUACAUUUAAGCAUAAAGGAAUGAAGGAAACCUUAUUGCAGUGCGGAGCAAUUUCAGCAGACUGGUUGAUAAAGAGGCUUAGAGCUAUGAUGCAUUUGCAAGCUCCUUGGUUUGAAACAUACAGUUAAGGCAUAAUCAACUCUUUUAAUGGAUUGAAUAUUGAACAUUUAAGACGGCCAGUGUGAUUUCUGUCAAGAGUGACAAGAUCAAAAGGGUCAAGGAUUCCGUGGAGAAGUGGUGCUCAUGGUAAAAGUUGCGUAAAGGUGUAGAUGAAAGAGUGCAAUGCCUAGCAUUUUUGAGAUGGGUAUCUUUCUCUAGCACUUUUGGAAUCGGUUUGUAAAGGGUAUGAAUUUCUGUACCCUCUAAUCAGUUUUUAGGAGUUAUUGGUUCAUAUUGAAUGCAUAUUCUUCACUGUGAGAAGUGUAUCUUUCAUGAGUUGUUCUCAUUGUUUCCACGCAUUAUUGUGAUUGCUCCAAUUUCAAUUCUAGUUCUGUUUAGGCAUGUAGCCUGGCAAUAAUAGACAUUUGGUUCUUAUGCUGAUGAUGCAUAUGGGACAUGAAGAAUGGUAUAUUUUCUUUGAAUGGAUGUUGCUAUUAAUGUAUUGUUGAUACGCCUUUGGUGAA
This is a messenger RNA of Tripterygium wilfordii, 1997 nucleotides long. RefSeq lists its product as uncharacterized. Lineage: Eukaryota; Viridiplantae; Streptophyta; Magnoliopsida; Celastrales; Celastraceae. The record is from RefSeq and is a predicted model, not a curated record. The transcript has 8 exons. The coding region runs from base 91 to 1398 and encodes 435 amino acids.